Molecule: messenger RNA, 219 nt
Organism: Prunus armeniaca (apricot)
Lineage: Eukaryota; Viridiplantae; Streptophyta; Magnoliopsida; Rosales; Rosaceae
Source: the annotation of a GenBank genome assembly
AUGGAAAAGAUGUUCUUGAUCGUGAGGGGAGUUGUGGCAGUGACAAACGAGUACUGGACACAAUACCGCAGUGAAGCAUAUAACGUUCAAAUCACAGCCAUCAGUGAAGUUGAAGUUCUGGUUCUUAUGGCCAACGACUUGGCUAGGGUUCAGCCUCGUCGAAUUCAUAGUAAAACCUUUCUUCUAAGAAACCGAAGUCUGCAAGUCGGAUUGAAUUAA